Molecule: messenger RNA, 4362 nt
Organism: Postia placenta MAD-698-R-SB12
Lineage: Eukaryota; Fungi; Basidiomycota; Agaricomycetes; Polyporales; Adustoporiaceae
Exons: 29
Coding region: 1-4362 (1453 amino acids)
Biological process (GO): protein phosphorylation
Molecular function (GO): protein kinase activity
Source: RefSeq, a predicted model, not a curated record
AUGGCGGUUUCCUCUCGAUCAUACAAGAGGAAGGCUUUGGUCAUAGGCAUCAAUUACGACGGUGAUGCUGCGUCCUGCUCUUCGGAAUCGGCUAGUCUCUACGGACCCCUGCGAGCCCCUCGCCGGGACGCGAUGGAUUUCAGGAAUCUAUUAAUCGACCUUUACAACUACAACCCAGAAGAUGUUGUUCUUAUGUGUGAUGACAGCGCCCUGCCUCAUCUGGUCCCGACGAAGCAGAACAUGUUGCCGGUCAUGCGGACCAGAUUCCUUGCAAACAUCACACAGAAGAUGACGACAGGGACGAAGGUUUUGAUUCUUGCCAUGGGCCACGAGGGAGUUGGGAACGAAGAGAAGUAUAUCAUGGACAAUCCGGCGCUCAUUCUGCCAUGGCUAGCUUCUGCGCCAGCUGCUCGUGAACCCACUCCCGUCGGGGACACGGAUGACUACUUGGAUCACUACACAUGCAAUAACCUCUAUCGUCCAUGGAUCUCCAAAGGUCUAAGAGGCUCGAAGACGUUGCAGAUGCGCGUCGCUCGCAAGGAUGCCAUUGACUUGCAAGAGCCAGAACGCAAACGCUCUAGUCAGAGUCCUCUACGCCUUCUGCUCCCUCUCCAGCUGCAGCGGACCGUGACAUCAGUCAAGAGAGCAUGUACGCUAGACGGCAGGUUGACCGUGGACGGAGCUGCUGCGAAACUGGGCAUCAAGCCCCCAAAGCGGUCCGCGACGACGUUCUCACUGGAGAUGGCACGCGGACGCCUCGCCUUUGGGCAGCCUGGGAUGCUCCUCGCGCAAGCGAAGAGUAUCCUGAGCUUGGUGGUACGGAGGUGUCUAUCUCCGGAGUCGACGAGCAAGUGCGAUGGGUACUGUGUGCAUGCUCAGGUGGAUGUGCCGCAUGUGAUAUCAGUGUCAGCCUGCAACGAUGCACAGUCGACAUGGGAGAGAGGCAAGAAGGGCUCCGCUACGCAGGACCUCAUCGAAGUUCUCAGAGCAAAUCCGCACCCGACACUCCAGCAACUCUAUACCGACCUGAGCUACAAACGUUACGAACAGUCGACCAAGCUGCACGACUGGUCCUGCCGGAUGAACAAGAGAUUUCAUGACGGAAAGUUGACGCGGGCACCAGUGACUGAGGCGGUCAACUUCUCCGACAUCCAGAUCGGAAGUCAGGAGAAACUAUUUCAUCGCGCAUAUCAUGUUCUUGCAAGCACUUCACACCUGCCUGGGCCACUUUCGAAUACGCUCACGCAUGCUAAUGCGGUUACACUACGCCGUGGCCUCACGGAGCCCGGGCUACUGGUACCGGCGCACAUACGACGGACACGCGACCUUAUUCGACGUCUUGCAUGGCGCGAAGCGCACGAGGGCAAUGUCUGGUGCCUGCAAUGCAUUGCCUGUUCCUUUUACAAAGCUUUAGACCCUCUCCCGAUGAGCUUGCGGGAUGCAGUGGCGGGCCGGACAUGCUCCCCCUACUCACAUACUGCCAGUGGAGUACCGACUGGCCGGCAGCGGUGCCCAACCUGUGACAAGAAGGCCAUAGCAUGCUUCUCGCCGCCGCUACCGCACAAGGGGUUUUGCACUGUACCGUUCCGGUGGAUCAUGCCUUGUAAUGAUAAUGCGGGCAGGUAUACUGGCAGCAGCGUUCGCAGAAAGGAUGAUGUACAAACUGUGGCUAAGCUCGAAACCGUACGUGUACAGCAGUCGCUCGGCUCCGCUUCCUGGCUACCCCUCCUCUUAUCUCGUAAUUCUAUCCUAGCGGUCAUGUGGCCUGAGUUCUCCCCCGAUGCCGGUGUCACUUCAUACCGAGAAGCUUCAGAAGCGAUUAGUUUCCGGCCACGAAUCACACCGCGCAUAGACGGCGCGGUGCACUUUUCUCCACCAAUGUCUAGUAGUGCACCCGAUGACCUGGAGAAUGAACUGCUUGGAAGGAUUGAAUACGAUAACAUCGAGGUCUUCCAUCGCCUCAAGCUUCGGCUGGUGGACGAGAACCUUGUGCACCAGUGCUGCCUCGCUUUUGACAGAGAUGACUGUGUUACUGAAGCCAAGGAUAAACUAAAAACGCAUGUGGCCUUCGCAGACGGUCUGUCUAUUGACGAUCUCGACGACCAGCAAUGCAGGAGUCUACUCAAUAGCGGAGAGCGGGAGCUCGAAAUAGCUUGGAUUGCUGCCCUUGGACACCGCACAUUCUUCGACUUCAUCACGGAUUUCUCCUCCGCAACUUGUCUGCGGCGGUUGGUUGAGACCUCUGUACCCCUUCAAGAAGACGACAGCUCUUACACCCUGGGAUUCCCGAAGGCCGUACCCGAUUUCAGCUUGCUCAAUGAGGCGUCUCUGCAGGCGAAAGCGUCGGAACAGCCGUAUCUGUGGAGUGACACACAUGCAUUCUGCGUAGUCAAGCCUUCUAACAAGCAGUCACCGAAGCCUGGAGAUCCCUCGAAUGUGGUUUCCCUGAUCACGCUGCAGUCAUCACAAUAUGCUCGUCUAAAUGCAUGCAGCCGUCCGUUCCGGCUUUUCGCCGUCUGCCUUAUCAUCUUCGGCUCUGGAUUCUGUGUCGGCAUCUUCGAUCGCGGCGGUCUGAUGCUCUCCCCAAUCUACGACAUGUGGGAGCACACAGACGUGUUCAUUCGUGUGAUACGGAGCCUGACUUCUGUUGUGAUCGACGUUGACCUUGGCCAGUACCCGACUGUGCGUCCUCUCCCCAACGAGAUAGCAUGCGCUGUCCUGGAACAGUCUGAGCCACCGGCACAUACGUCGUACCUCGUUGAGCCAAUUGGCGACGAUGAGCGCGUCUGGUGCACCAUAGGAUCUCCGGUUUGGAGCUCCCUGUCGCUCUUUGGUCGUGGGACGUGGGUGUGGUAUGUCCACGAGUACGAUGUAAAUGGACGGUGCUUGAAGGGAGCGAAAAUGAUCAUGAAGACGGCAUGGCGACAAGGAAAUCGCAGCUCCGAGUCGAUCAUUCAUCGGAGCAUCAAGGGUGAGCAUCACGGCCUUGCCAAGCUCUUGGUGGGAGCCGAUGUCGAGUAUCGCGCGGCCGGAAAGCGUCCCGAACGCAUGUCUGUUCAAUAUUUGCGUUUGGGACAGAACGACGUCAAUGAUGGAUCUCCGCACCGUUGGGCGACCACUAUGGGAAUACGGUCUGAGCUUGAACUCUUGUUGGGUGUGCGUGCAGCUCUGGAUGCACACGAGUUCCUCUGUGACCAAGGUAUUGUUCAUCGGGACAUCAGUCGUAGCAAUAUUCUACUCCGAGACACGAAAUAUGACCCAGAUAGUGGGCCAGAUGGCGGCGAGGGAUUUCUGAUAGAUCUCGAGUUUGCCGGUUCGUCGGAUGUGGUGACAGCCACUGAAGAUGUCGGAGAAUCGCGACGGACAUAUUCCAGGUGGAUACGUCGUGGGGCCCUGCUUACGCAAACCUUCGGCAGGGAGAUAUUCCAAUUCAUGGCCCUCGACAUUCUGAGAGCCAUAAAAAAUGGAAGCACCAGUAUUGAGCACACUGCUAGUCACGACGUCGAGUCGUUCAUCUGGGUUCUUGGCUAUUGCGUGUUGCGCAAAUUGGUCAACGCGUUGAAGAACAAGGUCCCAUGCACAAACCCUGAUCGAAUCGCAGUGGAGGAAGCUUUUGACUGCGCAUUUGGACACGCCAAUGUUCAUUUGGUUCUGAUUAGCAGGAUGGAAUGCUUGCCUUUGGUGCGGUUACCCAGUGGCCGCGACAAGCAGGCAGCGAUGUCGGGACUCGCGCGCGAAUAUCAGGCAGCUCGUGGCAAUGAUGCGGGCGCAUACGUACGAGUCAAAUUUGUGGGAGAUUCUAUGCACAGGGCAAAUUUUCGAAACCGCAUCGGCGACCUCAGACCAGGCGAGGGCAAUAUGAUGAUCCCCCGGGGCAGCGGAGUUACUUGGAACUUGGUUUUGACAAGUAGGAGUAUGAGUGGUGGGAUAUCAGGGAGUAAGGUCGUUCAGGGGACAUAUCGCUGUUUCAGAGGAUGCGUGAGAGGACGCAAAGGCCAUGUCUGUGCUCGCGCCCCGGCGGACGCAUUCAACGUUGAGCUGCACGACUUGCCGGACGCGGCCUUUUCUGCUCUGAUCGACUCCGCGAUCGAAUCAUUCGCCGAGAAGGAGCCGGGCGUGUCGUUCGUCCACAUUCACCCGGGCGUCGUGCGCACGAGACUCCUGCACCCCGCUCUGAAGCUCCUAUUCUACCCGUUCAUGACAUCCCCGGAGGACUGGGGAGAGCGGGGCCUUGCGCCCUGCGCCGCAAUCCGAAGGGAUGUCAUGGGAAUGAAGCGGUAUUACGGGAUGGACGAGGCCAGGACAAGACUGUGGGAACAUGCUAAGGAGCAGCAGCAGCUCGCCGUCCGUACGACAGCGUAA